Messenger RNA from Fonsecaea multimorphosa CBS 102226, 588 nucleotides. RefSeq lists its product as uncharacterized. The coding region runs from base 1 to 588 and encodes 195 amino acids. The record is from RefSeq and is a predicted model, not a curated record. NCBI's taxonomy places the organism in Eukaryota, Fungi, Ascomycota, Eurotiomycetes, Chaetothyriales, Herpotrichiellaceae. The transcript has a single exon.
AUGGAAAGCCGACAACCCAGAGUGUACACGGCCCGCGAACUUGAGGCAGCACAGACCCUGGCCACCUUCCACUUGGUGGACAUCGUCUUCCACCCAGCAGGGAGUCAAUUUCAACAGCCAGUCCACCCGAUCCGCUUCGCUCCACGCAACCGGGGCGCGGCUCCAAGCCGUCAACUUCAUCCCGUCAGUGGGCCUGGCUCGAUGAUUCUCCCUGCUGGCUCUGGAUACUUUCGAAACGUCAACUUGACAACAGGGCUGUCGUAUGUGCGAAUGGCAGGAACUCCUCAAGCCCGCCAAGUUCAACUGGUGACGGUCUCAACCGCUCUUCCUGCUGCCACCGCAUUGCCUCGGAACGCCAACUCAACAGCAACAUCAGGUCAGCCACAUGUGCACAUGGCAGGAAACCCUCAUGCCACACCCGACAAUCAAGUGCAGAGACGACCACGAUACCGAUACAGUUGUUACCUGUGCCACCAUGUCUCCCUGAGAAUUGGGUGCGUGGCCAACCACAUAGUCAAUGUGCACGGCUAUCAAAGAGCCCAGGUUGACAGAGCCAGAAUCGAGGCUUCAGGCGUACAGAUGGGAUGA